Messenger RNA from Microthlaspi erraticum, 2148 nucleotides. The record is from the annotation of a GenBank genome assembly. Lineage: Eukaryota; Viridiplantae; Streptophyta; Magnoliopsida; Brassicales; Brassicaceae.
AUGGAUGACUUUUCUGUCUAUGGCAGUUCCUUUGUGUCUUGUUUGUCCAACUUGUGCAGGGUUCUCAAGCGCUGCGAGGAGACGAACCUAGUGCUCAAUUGGGAGAAGUGUCACUUUAUGGUCAGGGAAGGGAUCGUCUUGGGACACAAGAUAUCAGAAAAGGGGAUAGAGGUUGAUCAAGCAAAGAUUGAGGUGAUGAGUCAGCUUGCUCCACCAAAGACAGUCAAGGACGUGAGAAGUUUCCUUGGGCACGCUGGUUUCUAUCGGAGAUUUAUCAAGGACUUCUCCAAAAUAGCUCGUCCUUUGACACGCCUCUUGUGCAAGGAGACUGAGUUCCUGUUUGACGAGGAGUGCCUUAAGGCAUUUGAGAUGAUCAAGACUGCCUUGGUCACGGCCCCGAUUGUGCAAGCACCAAACUGGGACUACCCUUUCGAGAUCAUGUGUGACGCUAGUGACUACGCCGUGGGAGCUGUGCUUGGCCAGAGGAUAGACAAAAAGCUCCACGUGAUAUAUUACGCAAGCAGAACCAUGGACGAUGCCCAAGGACGAUACGCAACAACUGAGAAAGAGCUCUUGGCAGUAGUCUUUGCGUUCGAGAAGUUCAGAAGUUAUCUCGUGGGUUCAAAGGUGAUAGUCUACACUGAUCAUGCAGCCUUGAGACAUCUGUUGGCAAAGAAGGACACCAAGCCAAGGCUCCUGAGAUGGAUACUUCUUCUCCAGGAAUUCGAUCUCGAAAUUUUGGAUAAGAAAGGGGUUGAGAACGGAGUUGCGGAUCAUCUCUCGAGGAUGAGAGUAAAUGAACCGGCACCUAUCGACGAUACUCUGCCUGAGGAACAGCUACUCUUGGUGGAAGUCUGGGAAAAGCAUUACGCCAACUACUUGGUGUGUGGAGAAGUGCCAGCCGACCUAUCUCCUUACCAGAAGAAGAAGUUCUUCAGGGACAUCUCACAUUACUUUUGGGACGAACCAUACCUGUUCAAGAGAGGAUCAGAUGGUCUGUUUAGGAGGUGCAUAGCUCAGGAGGAAGUAGAAGGAAUACUCGAGCAUUGUCACGGAUCGAGCUACGGAGGUCACUUUGCGACUUUCAAAACAGCUUCCAAAGUUCUUCAAGCCGGAUUCUGGUGGCCAAGCCUUUUCAAAGACACUCACGACUUCAUUGCAAGGUGUGAUAGAUGCCAACGAGAAGGGAGCAUUUCCAAGCGCAAUGAAAUGCCACAAAACCCGAUACUUGAGGUGGAAGUGUUUGAUGUAUGGGGCAUCGACUUCAUGGGCCCCUUUGAGCCACCUUCUCAUGGGAAUAGAUACAUCCUAGUGGCAGUUGACUAUGUGUCCAAGUGGGUCGAGGCAAUCGCUUCCCCAACGAACGAUGCCAAGGUUGUGCUCAAGCUGUUCAAAAGCAUCAUCUUCCCGAGAUAUGGAGUGCCAAGGGUUGUAAUAAGCGAUGGAGGAAGCCACUUUAUCAACAAAGUCUUCGAGAACUUGUUGAAGAAGUAUGGAGUCAAGCAUAAGGUAGCGACACCAUACCAUCCUCAGACAAGUGGUCAAGUGGAAGUGUCGAACAAGCAGAUAAAGGGGAUCCUCAGGACGAUUGUGGGAGUCACCAAGAAGGACUGGGCAGUUAAGUUGGACGACGCUCUCUGGGCUUACAGGACCGCCUAUAAGACGCCAAUAGGAAGGACACCUUUCUCGCUCCUUUACGGGAAAUCGUGUCACCUUCCGGUGGAGAUUGAGUACAGAGCACUCUGGGCAAUCAAACUGCUCAACUUCGACAUCAGGUCUGCCCAAGAGAAGAGGGGUUUCGACUUACAUGAGUUGGAAGAGAUCAGGCUGGACGCAUAUGAGAGCUCCAAGAUUUACAAAGAACGGACUAAGGCAUUUCACGACAAGAAAAUUGUGCCUAAGGUCUUCAAGGUUGGAGAAUAUGCGCUGCUUUUCAACUCGAGAGCUAAGUUGUUCCCUGGGAAGCUCAAGUCCAAGUGGUCGGGCCCGUUUGAGAUUAAGGACGUCCUUCCUUAUGGAGCUGUCACUUUGCUUAACAACAAUGGCGAGGAGUUCACGGUGAAUGGCCACAAGCUCAAACCGUAUUUGGGCCAACGCAUUCAAGGAGAAGGAGUCUCAACUCCUCUUCCGGACGCUCCCUUAGCCUAA